CUCACAUGGAAAGCCAGCAUCUAACGGUCCAUAUCUGGAAGGCGUGAUCACUGUAAAUAAGGCUGUCCGUUAGUUUGUUUAGGUCUAAAGUCUAAACCAACGCGUUUGAAGCUUCACCAACCAUUUGAAAAGCGAAGACACUUCGCCAUUCUCAAAUCUUCUCUUCUUCUUCUUUCUUCAUAUAACCCAAACACCCUCUCUCUCUCUCUCUCUCUCUCUCUGUGUGUGUAAGCAAUAAGGAAUGGAAGAAGCUCAAAAACACAAAGAAAUCCAACAUGAAAGACCCAAGUCCCUUGUAUGGGACUGUGGGAGCACACUAUACGACUCGUUUGAGCUCAACUCGUUCAAACGCCAGCUUGACUCGGCCAUAUCCUCGAGAACCCUAUCCAUGCCACACUUACCCGAGCGCCGCGCUGCUCCUCCUCCGCUGCCACUGUCUUCGGCGACCAAAAAAUCGUCGAGGAUCUCUCGGUCACUCCACAAGCUCCUCAGGUCUGUAUUCAAGCCAAAACCAACUUCUGGCCCCGUGCUUGGAGUACAAGAGCAAUCCAAGGAUGGGUUUUACGUCGUUUACGAUAAGUCCGGGUCGCUUACCACAAUUCCAGAAGUUCCCGAGAUUGACUUUAAUGGGUUUUCUCCGGAGAUCGGUUCCUUGGUGAAGAGGUCAACUUCAGAGCGGUUUACAGCCACCUCUAUUGGUAUUUCAUGUGCUUAGUAGACCUUGGAAGAAUAUUUAAUGGAUAUUUUCUUUUUGUAUAUAUAGUAUGGAGACUUGUUUGUUAAUAACUUAAUACUAUAUAUAAUGUUUGUGAUUUA
Molecule: messenger RNA, 816 nt
Organism: Alnus glutinosa
Lineage: Eukaryota; Viridiplantae; Streptophyta; Magnoliopsida; Fagales; Betulaceae
Exons: 1
Coding region: 242-715 (157 amino acids)
Source: RefSeq, a predicted model, not a curated record